AUGCCGCACCCUCCGCCCACCCACGCCAAACCCGCCAAAACCCCCCGACCCGCCAGUGCCGACGAAGCGCCAGAUCCAGCCACCCUCCGCCUCAAACUCAUGCACGCGGUCCCGGAGCACUGUCCCCAGGCGAUCUACACCAGCGUCCCCCAGCGCGCUCACGGUGAGGCGGAGCACGCGCGGUGGUUCAGCGCCUCGGAGGCAGCGAGACCGGGCAGCCGUCGCGCGUCGAGGACAAGAACGAGGUCCAUGGAUGCGAAGGAGAGGCCGAGAGAGCGCGGCGCGGCGGCGGGUGCGACUGCGCUGCCGAUCACGAUGGGGAAGGGGAGUGCUGCGCACUCCGGUAGCUUUGGAGAAAGUGGUAGGUAUCCUGCUCAUGGAGAAGUCUCAGCUGACGUCGAUGCCUGUGCGGCGGUUCUCCGUUCUCUGAGUGCUGCGGGCAGUCGGAUGCUGGAGGCGGAGGAAGCGGGACUGAAGAGUGGGAGAGGCGAUGCGGAGGGCGAGAGACGGGUGAAGAGGAGGAGGUUUGUGAUUCCGGAUAGCGAGGAUGACGAGGAUGCGGUUGAAGAGGUGGAGAAAGGUCGGGGGAAGGAAAGGAGGGAAGAAGAAGCGAGGGAGUCGGAAGUGAGGGAGAAGAGCAAGGCGGUAUGUGGAACGGACGGGCGAUGGAGAUACGUCGUGCUAAGCUGGAAAGACUGGUCCCUCCAAGAGGUCGACGACGAGAGGGCGGCGAUGAAAGUUACCAAACAGCAUAACCCUGGAAUCGAUGCUGGAAAUGGCGUGAUGCUCUACGUCAACGAUGCGCCAGAUCGCGGGCUCCAUCGUGGACUCCAGGAAGACCAGAGCUCUAUAAACUACAUAGCUGAUCUCGAGGAGGAAUUCCAGCUGCCGCACACGUACAAUCACCUCCGAUUGGCUGGAGAGAGCAGUCGGCGCUUUAGGAGGGAGCUGGAGAUACCGGAUGACGUGCCAGAAGGCUCGCCGCUGUACUAUGUGAUCUGGCUGGCUGUGGAAAGACUGAGAACGGCAGAGAGGUCGUUGGAUGGGGCUUGA
Messenger RNA from Coniosporium apollinis CBS 100218, 1053 nucleotides. RefSeq lists its product as uncharacterized. The transcript has 2 exons. The record is from RefSeq and is a predicted model, not a curated record. The coding region runs from base 1 to 1053 and encodes 350 amino acids. NCBI's taxonomy places the organism in Eukaryota, Fungi, Ascomycota, Dothideomycetes.